AUGGAAAGACAAAAACCACCCCCUACCGACGCCGGUAGCGACUCUGGAGACAAGCAGCCAUCGCAGAUCCGGGACACUCUCCAGAGUCCCAAGCAACCUACUGUCCCACCUCCUUCGCCGCCAGUAGAUGCGGCGCCCGAUGCGGCCGAUUUGAAUCCUUCUGCUGCGGCGGUGGCCGCCGCGUCAUCUCUGCGCGCGGCAUUCAAGCCGGAAACAAGCAGUGGCAUGCGCUCUGCAACUCCAGACAACUCAUCAGAUGGCCGCCGGCUUGGCGCAGGUGCACUUGACAGCUCGGCACUGGAAAUGUCUCGCGAUAUGCAGCAUGUUUCUCCCUUGACUGUUCCAAGAAGCGCCAGUCGGCGACAGGGCAUAGUGUUGUUUAGUGACAACCUUGACGACAAUUCCUACGACGGGGCCGAUUCUGCAGCAUCCCCUCUGUCGUUGCAAGCUGGCACCCAGCAAGGGGCUCAACUCCAGCUACAGCAGAGACACCCCAGUGCGCCAAUACGACCUCGAACGAGGACAUUGGAUGCAGCCAUGCUAAUGCCGCAGCGAACGCCAACGGUAAUUGAUCAAAGACAUAGGGUUGGUAGUGUCAGCUCAUCUGGGUCACAGCCACUCCUCGAUGACCAACGUUCCCCAGUUCCUGCAAAUGAGUCUGUCGGCUACUCAUCGACAAAUGUUUCCCGGCUCCAGGAGCCGGCUACGCCUCAAACACCGUCAAAGCCCAAGGAAAAGAGGUCUGGCAAGCGACUAUUAAAACGACAAGCAUCUCGACCUUCUUCACCAGUCCCCACCCCUUCUCCUUCUGUUGACUCAUUUCCACUGCCUAUUCAUGUCUCUGAACCCACCAAGUUGAUCAUGUUGAUGAAAACACUUGGUGGCCGAAUGCGGGGCGAAAUUGAGUAUCAAACGGAGGGUGAUCACGGUGUUUGGCAUACCGGUAUUGCCUAUAUUGAUGACGAAAAGGGGUGCCUCAUGUACAAUUCGGGUCAGGCAGGGCCGUUCUUCGCCACCCUCAUUUCCGACCUCCGUAACUGUAUCGUUCUUCCCACUAACCAUCCUGAUGAUGGGAAGGAUUGCCUCAAGCUCCUUGCCACGAGCCCUACAGCUGAAAUAUAUUUGCGACCUGUAGUUCCCGAAGAGUGGAAUUUGUGGCUUGCUGCAUUCUUAUGCUGGCAGCAAACAAGACCUUUGGCACCAAGAGUGCAGAAUGGUGCUGGGAACAACAUCCCCGCCGGCAUUGCUGGACCGCCCAUCCACAAGACAGGAACGCCAGCAGAAGGUUCCAAAGCUGCAACUAUUAUCAAAGUUGGAACUAUUUUGCUGUGGGAUAAGGGCUCUACAGGUUCCGCCAACGACCUAGUCCAGCGAUCAUCCACCAGAGGUGCCCUAUCACCAGGCGCAACAUGGAGGAGGAUAUCUAGCAUUCUCCAAGACAACGGUGAACUGAAAUUGCUCCUAGAAAACGAUAUCUCGCCUCUCUGUGUCAUACAACUGUCACAGCUGUCAAGAUGUGCCAUUCAGCAACUUGACCACACGGUGCUGGACGAGGAGUUUUGUCUGGCAGUUUUCCCAAUAUACUCUAGCACGGCGACGAAACUAUCCAUAUUCAGGCCUGUUUACUUGGCUCUGGACAAUCGUGUACAGUUCGAGGUGUGGUUCGUAUUGCUUCGGGCGUUCGCAGUGCCAGAGUUAUAUACGUUGGAUGCCAACGAUCAAGACUCCAUCCGGGAAGUGGCCGAUUUGGAGGAAAGAGCCUGUGAAGAGACAUUCCGAAUAGAGAAGACUAUUGGUGUAAGAGUAACAGAAGCAAAAGUCAAAGCCCGGCCUGCCGGUCUGGAAGCGCAUGUAUAUGAAAAGCCUUUCAGAGCCGGUCAAGAUCCUUUGGUUGGUAAUUAUGUCGCCGAAGUAAUUUUAGACGGCGAAGUCAGGGCGAGAACCACGACGAAGCUGGCAACCAAGAACCCAUACUGGAGAGAAGACUGCGAGUUUGUCGACUUGCCGCAUACCGUACAGGAGGUCUCUGUUGUCUUGAAGCGGAUUGAUGGCACUCCUGAUACGGCAUCGACGGGAUCUGGAGCAGUGCAGCCUGGGCCGAACCAGGAAUCUUUGUACGGAACUGUGCACAUUGCCCUGGAUAAACUUCAACGAGGCAAGGAUCAUGAGGAUUGGCUGCAGAUCAUAGAUGACAAGCAACAGCCGAUUGGUUCCAUGUUGAUUAAAAUUUCCCAUGCGGAACAAAUCGCACUACUUGCCGUCGAGUAUGAACCACUAUCCGAAAUCCUUCAUCGAUUCACGUCGGGUUUGACGACGAUGAUAUCAGCAUCCUUACCCGGUCAGUUGCGCCGCCUAUCCGAGAGCUUCCUCAAUAUAUUCCAAGCGUCUGGCCAUGCGGCUGACUGGCUCAUGGCGCUGGUCGAGGACGAAAUUGACGGCAUCGGAAAUGCCACGUCCAUGAAAAAAUUUCGAUUCAGCAACCGUUUGAAGUCUAAUGAGUCGAUCGAGUCCCCCAGUGAGAGGGAGCUGAUCGUGAGAGACAUGAGCAAGUCACUUGCUGGCGAAGCCAAUCUGCUGUUUCGCGGGAAUACCCUACUCACACAAUCCCUUGAGUUUCAUAUGCGGCGCUUGGGCAUGGAAUACCUGGAAGAGGUGUUGCAGGAAAAGAUUGCUGAGAUCAAUGAGUUGAAUCCCGACUGUGAGGUUGAUACUAGUAGGCUGUCCAAUUGCAGUGGUACAGACAUCGACCAGAGGUGGAAUCGACUGAUACAAUAUACUAUGGAAGUGUGGCACUGCAUUGCAGAAUCGGCGCACUCCUUGCCAAGUGAGCUAUGGCACAUUUUGAAGUAUAUUCGGGCUGUUGCUGAGGACCGCUACGGCGAUUUCCUUCGAACGGUUUCCUAUACUGCCGUGUCCGGUUUCUUGUUCCUUCGCUUCAUUUGCCCUGCAAUCUUGUCACCUAAACUCUUUGGUCUGCUGCGAGACCACCCCCAGCCGCGGGCUCAGCGAACAUUGACCUUGAUCGCAAAGGUGCUGCAAAAGAUGUCCAACAUGUCUACCUUUGGCAAACGCGAAGAAUGGAUGGAGCCCAUGAACAGGUUUCUGACUACCCAGCGCCCCGUAUUCCGCGACUACAUUGACCAAGUAUGCGGCAUCCCCGCCGAAAGCGGCAGUGUAAAAAGUGUUCCGGCUGCCUACAGCACGCCCAUCACUAUACUAGGUCGCUUGGGCUCUGCAGCCAAGGAAGGAUUCCCCAGUUUACCAUAUCUAAUUGACCAUGCCCGCAGCUUCGCUAGCCUGGUUCGCAUAUGGGUAGAUUCACGGCCCGAAAACGUCAAGAAGGGCCAAGCAGACGGCGAGCUCCUCAUCUUCAACGAGUUAUGCACCGGCCUACAGAAACGCGCCGAUGCUUGCUUAGCCCAAGUUGAGCGUACACGCGCAGCAAACGCAGCAUCUCGCGGCGUGGCCGAACAACUUGCCGAGUCGCUCGAACAGGCCACUCUUAUAGAAUCUCUCAGCGUCCCCUACUCCCUACCAUCCUCGUCAGGCGAUGACCGGCCACCGGGUAGUUCAGGUAGCGACGGCGGCGACGAAAGCGGAUCCCGCCGCAAAAGCAAAGAAUGGCGUCGUGGUAGAGACGGCCUCGAGUACAGAAAGGCGGGUGGGCUACGCCAAGUGAGCGGCAUGGGAAGUGCCACCAAAAGCAGCAAGAACGGCAAAGUGGGCAGAACCAUAUUGAACGGCAUCAUGAGGAUCGGGGGACGGGCAGAGAGCCCCGAUGCAAAGGGUUCCAGAUGA
Molecule: messenger RNA, 3798 nt
Organism: Metarhizium brunneum ARSEF 3297
Lineage: Eukaryota; Fungi; Ascomycota; Sordariomycetes; Hypocreales; Clavicipitaceae
Gene: BUD2
Product: Inhibitory regulator protein BUD2/CLA2
Biological process (GO): regulation of GTPase activity
Source: RefSeq, a predicted model, not a curated record